AUGACCAAGCUCACGCCUGGAAUGCUCAGCGCCCGCGCAUCGACCCUCUCGCUCCGCCAACAAGCGCUAUCGUCAUCCCUCCCAGCCCCCAGCCCAGUCGGGACCACACUCAACCCUCAGUCCUGCAGCCCGUCGCGCAACUUUGUGCUCGCCGAUAUGGACGGUCGAGAUACGAGAGACAACCGCGCCUGCGCAUCCUGUAUCGCUAAAUUGGCGCCCGGCGAGGUUGGGCAGGUCAACUGGCACCUCGCUGAGGACCAGGCCUGUCGCCUGUGCCAAGUCGCCGACAUCGAGCCUGCCGCCUUCACCAAGCCCUUUUGCGACUUCCUGCAGGAGAACCCGACCAUUUUUCACACCGUGGAGUACUUUACGAAAAAGUUGAACCAGUUGGGUUUCAAGGAGCUCUCCACACGCGACUCCUGGGCCGACAAGGUGCAACCCGGUGGCAAAUACUGGGUUACCCGAAACGGCAGCUCUCUGAUUGCCUUCACCGUCGGAAAGGCGUACAAGCCCGGCAAUGGAGUUGCCAUGAUUGGCGGCCAUAUCGACGCCCUCACCGCCAAGCUCCGGCCCGUGAGCACCAAGCCCAACAAGGCCGGAUAUGUCGAGCUCGGCGUCGCUCCCUAUGCUGGCGCCCUCAACGCGACCUGGUGGGAUCGUGACUUGAGCAUUGGCGGCAGAGUCGUAGUGCAGGAUGAGGAGACGGGCAAGACAACUACGAGGUUGGUCAAGCUAGACUGGCCGAUCGCCAAGAUUCCCACUCUCGCUCCUCACUUCGGUGUCGGUAUGAUGGGCACCAACAACGCCGAGACCCAGGCUGUUCCCAUCAUUGGCCUCGAAAGCUCCAAAAACACUCCGUCAGAGCCGCUGGGACCUGCUGGCUCCUUUGUCAACACCCAGCCACCUAGGCUGGUCCAGCUGAUCGCCAAGGAGCUCAGCAUCGAGUCUUAUAGCUCCAUCGUCAACUGGGAGCUAGAACUGUUUGAUUUGCAGCCUGCUCGGACUGGCGGUAUGGACAAGGAGUUCAUCUUUGCCGGCCGCAUCGACGACAAGAUCUGCUCCUGGUCAGCUCUGACCGGUCUCCUCGCCGCAACUAACGACGAGAAUGAGGGCAGCAUCAAGCUCGUGGCCCUCUUCGACGAUGAGGAGAUUGGCUCACUUCUGCGCCAAGGUGCCAGGGGCAACUUCCUUCCCCUCAUUGUUGAGCGUACUGUCGAAGCUCUCAACCCCGAGACCUAUGGCCCUGGUCUCAUCGGGCAGACCUACGCCAAGUCGUUCCUCCUGUCUGCCGAUGUCACCCAUGCCGGCAACCCCAACUUCCUCGAGAAGUACCUCAAUGACCACGUCCCCAAGCUUAACGUCGGCAUCGUCAUCUGUGGCGACAGCAACGGCCACAUGACGACCGACGCCGUCUCCACCGCCAUCUUGCAGCGCGUCGGCAAGCUCGCCGGCUGCGAGACCCAGCUCUUCCAGAUCCGCAACGACUCUCGCAGCGGCGGCACCAUUGGCCCUGCUCUCUCGAGUAUGAUGGGUGUCCGCGCUGCCGAUGCCGGCCUGCCCCAGCUGAGCAUGCACUCGAUUCGCGCCACCACUGGUGCUCUGGACCCUGGCCUGGGCGUCAAGUUCUUCAAGGGCUUUUUGGAUAACUGGGAGAAGGUUGAUGCCGAGUGGCACUAA
Molecule: messenger RNA, 1677 nt
Organism: Ilyonectria robusta
Lineage: Eukaryota; Fungi; Ascomycota; Sordariomycetes; Hypocreales; Nectriaceae
Product: aminopeptidase I zinc metalloprotease-domain-containing protein
Exons: 2
Coding region: 1-1677 (558 amino acids)
Biological process (GO): proteolysis
Cellular component (GO): fungal-type vacuole
Molecular function (GO): metalloaminopeptidase activity; zinc ion binding
Source: RefSeq, a predicted model, not a curated record